CCGGUUAAAAAUGUCUGACGAAGUGGCCAAGGCUCAGGCAGCCGAUGCCGCAGCAAACGACACCAUCUUCGGUAAGAUUCUGCGCAACGAAAUUCCGGCCAAGUUUAUCUAUGAGGAUGAUAAGUGCGUUGCCUUUAAUGAUGUUGCACCGCAAGCCCCAGUGCACUUCCUCGUAAUCCCGCGGAAGACUAUUCCUCAACUUUCAAAAGCGUCGGAAGACGAUACGGCGCUUUUGGGGCAUCUCAUGAUGGUCGGUAAGAAAGUGGCAGCCGAACAAGGACUAGAAGAAGGUUUUCGUGUCGUUAUCAAUGAUGGUAAAAACGGCGCCCAGUCGGUAUACCAUCUUCACCUGCAUUUCCUAGGAGGGCGUCAAAUGCAAUGGCCUCCUGGCUAAUCAGUCGGAUUACGUGGGUUUUACGGUCUUAUCGGAUGAGAAAAUAAAGCAGCGCCUAGCGCUAG
Molecule: messenger RNA, 459 nt
Organism: Anopheles nili
Lineage: Eukaryota; Metazoa; Arthropoda; Insecta; Diptera; Culicidae
Gene: HINT1
Product: adenosine 5'-monophosphoramidase HINT1
Exons: 2
Coding region: 11-394 (127 amino acids)
Biological process (GO): purine ribonucleotide catabolic process
Cellular component (GO): nucleus; cytoplasm
Molecular function (GO): hydrolase activity
Source: RefSeq, a predicted model, not a curated record